AUGGCAAUGUCGCAAGGAGCAAGCCUGGUCGAGAAGGCCGUGGGCCACGAUGGCAGUAGCAUCACUGCGCAGGACGUGGCCAACUACAGCAAGACCGGCGACCCGAGCGAGACUAUGAAGGCACUAUGCUGGAUGGGCAAGAAUACCGUCGAGGUUCGCGACGUCCCGAGGCCCAAGAUCAUCGAGCCGAACGAUGUCAUCCUCAAAGUCACAGGAAGCACCGUCUGCGGCAGCGAUCUGCACUUGCUCCAUGGUUCAAUCAUCCAGUUGAACAAGGGCGACAUCCUCGGCCACGAGUUCUGCGGCAUCGCAGACGAGAUGGGAUCGAACGUGAAGAAUAUACAGAAGGGCAAGCGAUACGUCGCCUCGUUCCAGAUUGCUUGCGGCGACUGCUUCCAAUGCAAGCAGAAGCUCUCGUCGCAAUGCGAGAGGACCAACUCGAACACGACCGAGCGCGCAAUGUACGGAGGACAGACAGCCGGCAUGUUUGGAUACUCUCACUUCACCGGUGGAUUCGCCGGUGGCCAGGCCGAGUACGUGCGCGUGCCCCUUGGUAACGUCAACCUGCUGGAGAUACCCGAGGACGUACCCGACGAGAAGGCCCUCUACCUCAGUGACGUCCUGCCCACGAGUUACAACGCCGUUCACGAUACAGCUGUCUACCCUGGUGACCAGGUGGCCAUUUGGGGUGCUGGUCCCAUCGGGCACAUGGCCGGCUUUUUCGCCGCCGAUGCUGGCGCCUCCAAGGUCAUAUUCGUCGACACCGAACCUCGUUUGACCAUCGUCAAGGAACGCUGGCCUAAGCAGUAUGCCGACAAGAUCGAGCUCAUUGAUUACAAGAAACUAUCCUUUGGCGCCACGAACAAGCCGACCGUUGUGUCCACACUGAAGGAGAUGUGUGGUGGAAGAGGACCCGACGCCGCCAUUGAAGUGAGCCGAACCCCGUCCCCCAAGUCAUCCCGAAGAGCUGGGCAUGCUAACCAGGACCAGUGCGUUGCCGGCGAGUACGCAAAGGGUUGGAUGCAUUGGGCUGAGUUGAUGGUGGGCGCCGAGACAGACACGAGUGAGAUUAUCAACGAAAUGAUAGAGAGCGUCCGGAACUUUGGGCGUUGUGGUAUCACUGGCGUCUAUGUUGGAUACACCAACCAUUUCAACGUGGGCUCUUUGAUGGAGAGAGGUAUUCGCCUCAUCGGAAACGGUCAGGCUCCCGUGCACAAAUACUGGGAAGAUCUUCUGGAGAGGAUCAAGAAGGGUGACCUCGAUCCUCUGCAGAUGGUAUCCCAUCGCGCGCGUGUAGAGGAUCUUGACAAGCUCUACUACGCGUUCGAGAAAAAGGAAGAUGGUAUGCAGAAGGUCUUCGUAGAGACCAAGUUUUCGCUGCCGCCAUUGCCGAAGAAGCCACUUGAAGAGAGUAUGUAUGAGAAACAGCCACGAGCGAGCGAAGGUCCGUUAGCCGAACCACGCAAGGGACUGCCUGCGCGCUGGAGGUGGUCGAUCUUGGGGCUGCUCCUGUGUCUUGCCAUACUCUAUUCAAGAAUCCCCCAGACAUGGCUUCCGCCACAUGAACGCUCCUCUCAACAGUGUCACAAUACCAGCACCCAGUUCAGCUACCCCGGCGAAACGAUCCUCUGGGAGCCCUGCGGAGACCUCAAGGGCCGGCCCCUCGAAUGCAGCAGUAUCGACGUGCCCAUGGACCAGUUCAGCGCCGAGAGCCCGGGCAACAAGACCUUCAGUGUCCCGCUGAUGCGGCAGCGCGGGCUGAACGCCACGCAGAACCUGUUGCUGAACCCCGGCGGGCCCGGCGCCUCGGGCCUCGACCACAUGCACAGGCGCGGCGAGCUGCUGCGCACCAUCGUGGGUGAGGGCUUCCACCUGCUGACGUUCGACCCGCGCGGCGUCGGCGGGAGCAGGCCGCUCGCCACCUGCUAUCCGGACCGCGCGACGCGGCGCGAGCUGCUGGCGCCGGUGCGGGACUUCAUGCGCGUGCUCGAGGACAGCGCCGAGGUCUGGGGGUGGACGCGGAAUUUUGUGAGGGCGUGCGCCGAGACGAUGGGCGAGCACGCCGCGUACCUCGACACGCCGCAGACGGCCGCGGACCUGAACAGCGUGCUCGACGCCGUGGGGCAGCGCGAGCUGGUCUACUGGGGGUUCAGCUACGGCAGCCUGCUGGGCCAGACGUACGCGGGACUGUACCCGGAGAGGGUCGGGCGCGUCAUCGUCGACGGCGUGGAGGAGCAGUUCUCGUGGUACAACGACCUCUUCGGCGUCACGUCGCUGGUCGACACGGACACCGUCUUCGACGGUUUUCUUGAGGAGUGCGUAAAAGCGGGCCGCGAGAACUGCCCCUUGUCUUCCGUGGCGUCGUCCAAGGAGGAGCUGCACGAGAAGAUCAUGCGCCUCGCGGACGGCCUCAAGGAGCAGCCCCUCAGCGUUCAUGUUAACAGUUCUGUUUAUGGUCUCCUGAGCUACGAGACACUGCUGUACCGCGCCAUCUUCCCACAGCUCUGGAAGCCAGCGACCUGGCACACGCUCGCCGAAGUGCUGGCGCAGUGGCUCCAGGGUAACGCGACGGCGGCCUUUUUGACGUACGGCCACGCCACCGCAGCCCGGGCCGAGGUUGCUAAUGACGCGGACCGCAUCGUGGCGCUCAACGACGGGCGCACGGGGCCGGCGCACUGGCCUGGCCCUAUGCAGGGCCGGGCCGCCCUGCUGGACAAGCUGGUCCCCUAUAUGAACCGCAGCCUGUUCUCGCCAACCGAGAACGCCGAGUUCUACGCCCGGCAGCAGUGGCCGAUACGCCAAACGCACACGUACGCACCCCAACGACACAAAAUCGAGACCGCGCAUCCGCUGCUCAUCCUGUCGACGACGUGGGACCCUGUGUGUCCGCUGGCGUCGGCGCAGGCGGCGAACGCCGCGUUUAGCGGGAGUCGCAUCGUCGAGGUGCGCGGGUAUGGCCACUGCUCCAUUGCCGUGCCGUCGGUGUCUGGCGCGGCACGUGCGGGCGUUUUUGUAUAA
Anthostomella pinea is the source of this 3018-nucleotide messenger RNA. The record is from the annotation of a GenBank genome assembly. Lineage: Eukaryota; Fungi; Ascomycota; Sordariomycetes; Xylariales; Xylariaceae.